CCUGGGAAUUGAACUCAGGACAUCUGGAAGAGCAGUCAGUGCUCUUAACCACUGAGUCAUCUCUCCAGCCCCUAUACUGAUUCUUAAGAGCAAUUUUUGUUUUUCCCUUUUCCCCCCACGUUCUGACUUUCUGAUCAGGUUCCCUUCAGGUUGAUGCACAGUCACAGGAAGUCAGGCAAGAAGGGGGAAGUAAGUAACUUCUAGCUUACUGGAGUGUUUUAAGAGUCCUAUUGAGAAAUGAGUUAAUAUAUCGCAGGGCUCAUAAUAACGCAUGUUUAUAUUAACUCAGCGCUUAGCGAACCUAGUACAUCUGAAAGAUCAACUCUCCAGCAGGCUACAAGUUUCCGCUGAACCUUUCACAGGCGAAACAUUCGGAACUGCGCCUGCUCUGUUGGCAUAGUAACGCCCCUUCCCUACUAUUUUGAAAUGCAGAUUCGGUUUCUAAAUUACGACAGUCGUAAACCGAGGUUUCCCGACGGCGUCCUUGCUUUUCGACGGCAACAACUAUGGAGGCGUUUAGUGUAAGAUUUGAAAGUGCUAGCAGUAUCGAAGAGCGAAAAGAACAGACCCGUAAUGCCAGGGCCGAGGUGUUACGCCAGGCCAAACAUAAUUUUGAGAAAGAACAAAGGGGUGAAGAACGUAAGCGACUUCGGGAUGAGGACACAUGGAUGCUUCCUGAUGUGCAUGAGCGAAUUGAACAGUUCUCACAGGAACAUUCUGAGAAGAAAAAGAAGAAAAAGGACAAGCAUUCAAAAAAAGUGAAGAAAGAGAAGAAGAAGAAGAGGAAGAAACAGAAAUGUCAGAAACAGAGUGAGUCGACUGACAGCUCCGCAAGCUCUGAAGAUGAGUGGGUUGAGGCUGCUCCCUCCCAGAUAUCUGACAAAGAAAAGACCUGGAAAGUGAAAGACAAAAGGACAGAAGAAGAAUGUGACAGCCACGAUAUUCAGCGUGAUGAGUGGAUGACUAUUGAUUUUAUGUCCAUUAAAACUGUGUCCUCAUCAUCACUCAAAGCUGAAAAGGAAACUCUAAGACAAAUAGAGCGGGAGAAAACCCAAGUGUUAGAGCAGUCCAAACUGCUCGAAAGAGAAUUGAAUCCAUACUGGAAGGACGGGGGGACAGGUCUCCCAUCAAAAACCUGUAUACUUCCAGUUACUAAAGCUAAAGGAGUGGAGGAUGGCGGAUUAAGCUGGCUAAGAAAGUCUUGUCAAAGAAUGAAGGAACAAGCUCAAAAAGAAAACAGAAAUUUUGAAGAUAUUGUAGCUGAAAAAUACGGGUCAAUGGAAAUAUUUCAGUCAAAAUUAAAAGAAGCUGAAAAAAUUGCAUACAAAAAAGAAGACUGUGGAUGGGAACGGUGGAGAAAGCCUACAUAUUCAGAUAGAGCACAGUGUAGUCAAGCAAGUGGCACAUCAGACUUAGUGAAAUGUAAAAAUCUCUCAGAGGACAGACACCUGGAAAUGGAGCCAGCAAAUAGCAGCAACUAUAAGUUUAGUGGUCCUGACACAGGGAAGAGAUCUGGGACUUUACAAACCUGUAGAAGGGAAUCUGCCCUAAGAAAAAACCAAGAUUCUUCUGGAAAUUUGAGAUCUAAAUUCUUAAGACCCUCUGAUGAAGAUGAAUUGUCAUUUCACAAGAGGAAAAAUUUUGAAUCAUCUAGUUCAUAUUCUCCAUUAGUGGCUCAGGCUUCUUUGCAUUGUGACUUUCGAAAACUCACAGAGAACAGUGAAGAAAGUUCAGCAUCCUGCAGUCGAUCUGAUAGGCGACAAGAAAACAGGAAGCCUUCAGAUAAAAAGCCAUUGGAAACCUGGAGCUACAACGCCAACCAGCACUCUACAGGAGGUAGAAGAGAACAGUUACAGGCUGAGAGCAUGAGUUGUGAUCCACCAGGAAGAGGACUUCAGCAAGACAUGACAUUGACAAUCGCUGGUCCAGAGGCAGAGUCCACCUAUAUCUUAAAUGUUGAUGAAAAGAACAAGUUGGGGGCCAAGAUUAUCAAGGCAGAAAUGAUGGGGAAUAUGGAAUUAGCUGAACAACUUAAAGCCCAACUUAAAGAGGCAAAUAAAUUUAAAGAAACACAGAUGCCGGCAAAAAGAUUGGGCGUAGAGCAUGAAGAUGAACAAGAAGUAAUCCUUAUUCAAACAGAUAAGUCUGGAAGAAUGUGGCCUGUGAGCAGCCCUAGAGAAACCCUGGAUAUGAAAGCAGAACGAAGGAAGAGAAAGAGAGUUUCAACCCAUGAGGAUAAAGAAAGGGUCCGAUACUUUCCUGAUGAUGAUCAUUUGAGCCUCAAAGAUUUAGUCAAGAAUGAGAAAAUAGGAACAGAUAUCAACCAAAACAGACUUUUCAUGAAAAUGGCAUCUAAGUUUAUGGGAAAAUCAGAUGAAGACAAUUAUACUCUGGAUGACAUGUUUGUCUCCAAAGCAGCUGAGAAAGAGCAUCUUGGUAAGAAGGAAGAGAGCCAGAGGAGAAGAGCGAUUGCUGAGCACCAGAGUCUUGCUGCAAAAAUGGCAAAGUGCCUUUACUGUUUUGACAGCUCUCAGUUCCCCAAGCACCUUAUUGUUGCAAUCGGUGUGAAGGUUUAUUUAUGUUUACCCAGUUUCCAGUCUCUUACUGAAGGACACUGCUUCAUAGUCCCUCUGCAACAUCAUCAAGCAGCCACUGUAUUAGAUGAAGAUGUCUGGGAGGAGAUCCAGAUGUUUCGAAAAUCAUUGGUAAAAAUGUUUGAAGAUAAAGAAUUGGAUUGUAUCUUUUUGGAGACUAAUAUGGGUUUGAAGAAACACUAUCAUAUGGUUUAUGAGUGUAUCCCUCUCCCAAAGGAAGUGGGUGAUAUGGCUCCCAUCUAUUUUAAGAAAGCCAUAAUGGAAUCUGAUGAAGAAUGGUCCAUGAAUAAGAAGUUGAUUGAUUUGUCUUCAAAAGAUAUUAGAAAGUCUCUGAUGAGUUCUGAAUUCGGCAGUUGAAUCCUUCUCAACAGUCUGCUUUACGGGAACCUUUAUCACCGUCGUUCCCCAGCUGAUGAGUUCUGAAUUCGGCAGUUGAAUCCUUCUCAACAGUCUGUGUUACGGGAACCUUAUAACCUUGAUUCGCAGUUCUGGUUCUGGAAUGAAGUAUCCCUCCUGCGCCAGUCCGGAGUUUUUUCUCGUCCCGGAUUUUCUCGUCCCGGGUUUCGGCACCAAUUGUUAUUAGACGCGUUCUCACGACCGGCCAGGAAGAACACCACAGACCAGAAUCUUCUGCGGCAAAGCUUUAUUCUUACAUCUUCAGGAAAAGAGAGCAAGAAGCAAGAGAGCGAAAAAGCAAGAGAGAGAGAAAACGAAAACCCCGUCCCUCUUAAGGAGCAUUCUCCUUCGCCUCGGACGUGUCACUCCUUGAUUGGCUGCAGCCCAUCGGCCGAGUUGACGUCACGGGGAAGGCAGAGCACAAGUAGUCAUAAGAUACCCUUGGCGCAUGCGCAGAUUAUUUGUUUACCACUUAGAACACAGGAUGUCAGCGCCAUCUUGUAACGGCGAAUGUGGGGGCGGCUCCCAACAUUGUUGUUCCACCUGUAGGGUUGCAGACCCCUUCAGCUCCUUGGGUACUUUCUCUAGCUCCUCCAUUGGCGGCCCUGUGUUCCAUCCAAUAGAUGACUGUGAGCAUCCACUUCUGUAUUGGCCAGGCACUGGCAUAGCCUCACAAGAGACAACUAUAUCAGGGUCCUUUCAGCAAAAUCUUGCUGGCAUAUGCAAUAGUGUCUGGGUUUGGUGGCUGAUUAUGGGAUGGACCCCUAGGUGGGGCAGUCUCUGGAUGGUCCAUAAUUUCAUCUUAGAUCCAAAUUUUGUCUCUGAAACUCCUUCUAUGGGUAUUUUGUUUCCUAUUCUAAGGAGGAAUGAAGUAUCCAAACGUUGGUCUUCCUUCUUCUUGAUUUUAUUGUGUUUUGCAAAUUGUAUCUUGGGUAUUCUAAGUUUCUGGGCUAAUAUUCACUUAUCAGUGAGUGCAUAUCAAGUGACUUCUUUUGUGAUUGGGUUACCUCACUAAGGAUGAUAUCCUCCAGAUACAUCCAUUUGCCCAAGAAUUUCAUAAAUUCAUUGUUUUUAAUGCUGAGUAGUACUCCAUUGUGUAAAUGUACCACAUUUUCUGUGUCCAUUCCUCUGUUGAGGGACAUCUGGGUUCUUUCCAGGUUCUGGCUAUUAUAAAUAAGGCUGCGA
This is a messenger RNA of Mus musculus (house mouse), 4175 nucleotides long. It is a transcript of the gene Cwf19l2, whose product is annotated as CWF19 like cell cycle control factor 2. Gene Ontology annotation, cellular component: post-mRNA release spliceosomal complex; spliceosomal complex; nucleus. The record is from RefSeq and is a predicted model, not a curated record. The transcript is spliced from 17 exons. Bases 507 to 2951 code for a protein of 814 amino acids. NCBI's taxonomy places the organism in Eukaryota, Metazoa, Chordata, Mammalia, Rodentia, Muridae. Gene Ontology annotation, biological process: mRNA splicing, via spliceosome.